Messenger RNA from Blepharisma stoltei, 258 nucleotides. NCBI's taxonomy places the organism in Eukaryota, Ciliophora, Heterotrichea, Heterotrichida, Blepharismidae. The record is from the annotation of a GenBank genome assembly.
AUGCAUCAUGAAAAUAUGAAAGUAGACUUAUUAAAAAACAACCACAUAAAGACCACGGAGGGGUACCAAUCAAAGAAAGCAUUACAGACUUUGGAGCUAUUAAUGAAUAGAGAGAAAGGAUGCCUAGACUUACUCAAGAUUUAUUGUCAAAGAAAAGAUUUUACUGAAAAAGAAAUAGAGCAUCGAGAAAUUAUUGGAAAAUUAAGAAAAUUCCAAGCUAAAGCUGAAUUCAGUUUUCUACAACGCAAGAAAGCUUAG